CUGUGUUUGUGUGCGGGCGUGUUAGCUUUAACUGUUGGUAAACAAUAUGAAAUUCGCAUAAUGUAUAUAGCGGAAGGUCUCCGUUACUUGUUGGAGGUAGAAAGCUACUCAUUCAGUUAUGCAUAGCAACGGUUUUCGGAAGCUUGUUUACAUUAGCAACCCGAAGAGUGACCUCGUCCUGCAGGAGCCUCAGUGACUACCAACAAUGGCUGCUGCAGUGGAGACAUGCACGCAAGAAGGUGGUCAAGACAUGGACGAACCAGCAAUAGAGCGGGACAUCCGUAACUUUGUAGCAACGAAAACUGGGGAGAGGGUAUACCUGUAUUUAGCCGAGACAUCAACCGUAUCGAUCAGACAUGUCCGCAAAUCUGGAUCAACAGUGCUUGCCAUUUUCUGGAUCAAAGUCCUGCAGCAUCAGAACAACUACCCGAUGCAACAUUUCCCGUACCGAAAGCUGUACGGGAGUGGCAGGUCAGGCGAGGACAGGGUGGUCCUGAGCGUUGAUGGCGUGAAGCUGGCUGUGUUCAUGUUGUCCGGGAUGCUGCAGAUCACGGGGACGUAUGCCUUGGAGUGGUUUGUGGACCGGUUCCGAGGACUUAUGGCUGCCUACACGUCCCCCAUCGAUCACCCACAGCCCCUCAGACCCACCCUCACCGACGCCCAGGAGUCCAGAUGGAAGAGGGAGAAGCAUCACAUGAGAGAACAGUUUAAGGCAAAUUGGCCGGAUGAGGCGCUGAGACAGGAAGUGAAUGUGAUGCAUGAUGGGGAAACUCACAGACAGGAACUGGAGAGGAAGGUCAAACCCCAGCUGCCUGACAUGCUCAGUGACGAACACCAAUACAUUCACUCCGACCCUGAAGUUCUGCCCGAGCUGGAACUAGAGCUGCAGACUGAGAGACUGAGAGCGGGCUGUGUUCUGGAGGGCCAAGUCCUGUACCGGGUAUGGAAGUCACUCCUCAACUCCUGGUUCCAAGAUGAGAAAUGUGUCGUUUAUAUCGUCUCCCCGCGUCUUGACUCCGGCAGACUUGCUGAUAUCUGCCGCUUGUAUCUGAACCACCGCCUCACUGCAACACUUGGGGCACUGUGUGUUCCCAUGCAGUUCAAUGGGGGGAAGCUACCAGACAUCAAGAGAGACGCAAUGCUGAAGUUCCAAGCCAAAGAUCAAUUGCUGAUAGAGUACAAGAUAUAUGACAGUAUUGUGUACCCCCAGAAACAUUAUCAGGCAAAGUUCAUAGCAUGUAUCAAAGACAGCUCAGCCUCUGUUCUCCUGACAACUGCAGAUUUCCAUGGCAGCCAUUUCCUGCAAAGUUGCACGGACACUGCAGUCUACCAGAACAUGCCAGAAGAAGACUUCAUGAUUCGUUACCUUGGGCCCAUCCUAUCCUCUGCAAACUGAGCCUGUCAUAUCCAACCUUGUCUAUCUUGGCAUAUCCUACCUUGUCUAUCCUGUCAAUCCUGUGAUAGCCUACCUUAUGUCUAUUAGAACAUAAUCUACCUGUUCCAUGAUAGCCUUUCUCGAAAUGUCCUUUUGUCCGAAAUGGUUUUUUCCAAUCUCCAGAACUACUAAGCUCUGUAGUUCUGGGUUAAGUAAAUGAAAUCUUUUGUGGAUGUCUCACGUUGUUUUAGAUAUUUUUAUUAUUUGUUUUAACUCAUUUCUACUUUUAUGUAUGUAUAUAUAUAUAUAUAUAUAUAUAUAUAUAUAUAUUUUUAGAACAAUCAGUCAUGAAUAUUUUAUUUGCACCUGACAAUUCAGUAUUAUGGAAUUCUUCCCAAGUCUCCUGUAAUGUUCUGGGUAUAAAUGCAGUAUUUAGUACUGCAUAAUCUCAUUCACCAUCAUAGUAGUUAAUGAGGAAAAAAAUAAUUUAUGUUUAAAAAGUCAGUACUUUAAAAUGAAUUUGUUGUUGUUAACAUUGAGUGUUUCAGUGUGUCUAUAUGUGUUUAAUGUGUUCUAUUUAUAAUUCAUUAUACUUAGAAGACAACUGACGAGAAUGUAUUUGGCUUAAAAAAUAAGAGAAUUGGUUCUCAGGCAAUGACUUUUGAAAAUAUAGAGCGGGCGGGGGUCUGUUUUGUUUUGCUUGUUCAAACUAGGUUGUCUUUUUAUUUUUGCUUGUUAUCUAACUAGUAUGUCUGUUUUUUUGCUUGUUUAUAACUUGUAUGUGACAAAAUAAACAGCUGUGUACCAUCAACCUUGUAAAGGGCCUCCCAACAUAAACAGGCAUACAAACUCAUGACCAAAACACAAGAUGAGCAGGAAAGUAGUUUGCAUGUAUUGGGAGGUAGCUGUGUGCUAUAUUGGAUCACAUUGUUUCUAAGUAUUAGGUUUUGUUUUGUUUUUUUAUUAUGGAAAUAAAAACAAAAUGUGCGGAAGACUUUAUGAUGAUGCGGGCGGUGCCUGAUAACCAGGACUAUUAUUGUUUUCAGUGUUAGAAAGGAAUUAAGUGUUUUUGUCACAGGACACAUACAAUUUGGCUUUAUUCUGGUUAGUUUAGACCAAGCCCAUCAUCCAGUACAAGCAUUACUUUACAUAUAUCAGGAAUCCUACUUUCCCCGAUCAGUAUUACACACAUUUACAUUAUAUCUAUGUAUUUAUGGCUUAUAAACUUGUUUGUGAACUAAAUAAACGUUUUUGAAUACCAA
Messenger RNA from Haliotis rufescens (red abalone), 2637 nucleotides. RefSeq lists its product as uncharacterized. The record is from RefSeq and is a predicted model, not a curated record. Bases 206 to 1396 code for a protein of 396 amino acids. NCBI's taxonomy places the organism in Eukaryota, Metazoa, Mollusca, Gastropoda, Lepetellida, Haliotidae. The transcript is spliced from 4 exons.